This is a messenger RNA of Cylindrotheca closterium, 2919 nucleotides long. The record is from the annotation of a GenBank genome assembly. Lineage: Eukaryota; Bacillariophyta; Bacillariophyceae; Bacillariales; Bacillariaceae.
AUGUCGUUGCUUGAUGCUGCCGGUCUGAUGACAGGUGAUAUAUGGUUGAGUGGGACUUUCAACUUUGACUCGCCACUGAAGGAUCUGCUGGAUUCAGGAGAAUACACAUUGGAGCAAUUGCUUGCCGAAGACGAACUGUUGCAAGAAUUGAGGGGAGUUCAUCCUCAGCUGAUUGAUGUUCUGGAGACUGAAAAAGCUGUUACGGCCCUUGUGAAAUAUGUCAUAUUGCCACCAUCAUCGCCACAGGCAGAGCCUCUGUUCUUAGCUAAAAAGCCCGAGGACGAAAAGGAUGGUGAAGUCAAAGAAACCCCAAAGAAAGACAAAAAAGGCAAAGGAGAUUCAACAAAAGCGAAAAGCGAACAAGAAAAGAAAGAUGAUCUAUACAUCAGAUAUCCAUACAUGGCGUGCGAAGUCAUCUGCUGUGAAAUAAAAGGGAUUGUUGAUACUAUUGUGGAUGGUUUUGUACCAGAGGGAAUGGGUUCCGCUAACGAAGACGGCCCAAGACCGCAACGGAUACUCGAUCUAUUGUUCUCGGUGUUGUAUGAUGCUGAUGUAGGACAAUUCGAUGACUACCGGGCAGGAUAUUUCGACAAGGUCCUUUCGGUUCUCUUCCGAAAAAGACCGCAAGCCUUGGGUGAAUACAUAAAUGAAGGUGGCGGCAGAGGAGACACAGUUCUAAUGAAAGCCAUGAUGAAGCAUCUCUACUCACAUUCACUUAUGCAGAUUGUGCAAAGACUCCUCUUGCCACAACCUCCGUUGCCAGAAAAGGAUGAGGAUGGGAAUCCAAUUGAUGACUUGUAUGGAGAUCCUUUAGAUAUGACGGAUAUGGAUGGAAUGGACCUAUUUCGAUGUACCUGGCCAGAGUCAGAUUUUGCGUUGGAGUUGCUAUUGGAUUCUUUGGUGGGAACCGAGGAUGAGGUAGCUGUGACAAAGGAUCCAGAGUCGGAAGAGAGACAGCUGAACCAAUAUCUAAAUGCGUCAGAAGUGUUGAUUACGAUAAUUCAGAACUCGCCUCUCACGUCACCAACACUGAAGGUCCUGACAACGGACCCUGUUUUGAAGAGAUUAAUUAUUGCUGCUUCUUCUGUGAAAGAAGGCGGAACCUUUAGUCCACAUGACAGCCGCGUAACAUGUGCCAUGAAUGUGUUGGAGAGUCUUAUUCUGCAACUUGGAGGCUACGGGUCGGUGGGUCUGAUGUUCCCGGAAGAGGAGGAAGAAGGACAAGAGGGCUUCACUGACCAAGAACCCCAAUACGACAUGGCAACAACGGAAACUCUGAUAGAGCAUCUUCCAAUGUUGCUCUCGAAUCUCGCUAUACUAUUGGAGUACCCAGAAUCCGAUAUUUGGGUGUCACCGAUGCAGUUUGCAAAGACUGAACCCCAGAAGCUGUUGGGCUCUUCUCGACUGCGAAUUGUCAGACUGCUAGAAUCGCUGGUAUUGCUCGGUGACCCUGGUGUCGAUGCUCUGCUUUGUUCAUCAAAUUGCAUGGAAAUCUGUUUGGACUUGUUUUGGAUGUUUCAGUGGUGUUCGAUGUUACAUCAAUCAGUCGCAAACUUGCUUGUACAUGUUUUCGAAGGGCAGAACUCUAGAUCUGAACUUCAAACAUAUUUCAUCAAAGACUGCAAUCUACUCGGUCGCCUGAUGGACUCGUUUUGGGCUGGGGGGAAAGGUGCAGGGUCGGAUACGAAGCUGUCAGAAGCUGGCAAGGCAACGGAGGCUUCAAGUAUUCCGCCGCCCUCAGCAGAGAGUGAAGCAAAGAGUUCGUCAGAAGUUCUACCGGUGUCCGAUGAUGAUGUUCAGGCCAAUACAGAGAGCAGUGCGGAAGAAAAGGCUAAUGAAGAAAGCGAAAAUACACGAAGCGAAUUGGUAGAACAUGCUCCGGCACAGUCAUUCCGAUUGGGUUACAUGGGGCACGUCAUCAUUAUUUGCCAAGCAUUGGUUCACGCGUGUACAAACCAAGAUGUCAACAGCCAGGAGGCAAGCAUUGAAGGAGAAAACCCGGAUGCAGACCAUGAGCCUGGCGAGGUUACUGGAUCAGCAGGCGGUGAGGAGCAGGGAGAUCGUAUGGAGGUCGACAACGGACCACUGGUACUUGCUGAAUUGGUGGAUACACAUGAAUUGAAUGAAAGAUGGCAAGACUUUGUGACCACAACCUUGGCAUCGGAAACUGCGAUACAAUCGACACCGCUUGGAGGAUUCCAAGGAUCUCCAGUUGGAAAUGAUUUGCAUCCGCAUCAUCCCGGAAUGGCAGAUGAUGGUGAUUUUGGGGACGAAGAAGGCGGAGCUCCUUCGCUUCCAGCAAGAGGUGUUCUUGUUGGUGGGGAUACUAUUGACAUGGAUGAUAAUGAUCUAGAUGUUGCAGCGAGCAUGAUAGCUGGACUCAACAUAAGACGAGACGGCGAUGGCGAAGGUACAGACGCCAACAAUGCUAGAGAUUACCAAUUUGAUGAUCCACUUGGUGAUGGAAGGUUUGGAAAGUUCGAUGAUGAUGGAGACAGCAGCAGCGAUGAAGGAUCUCAGGAAACUGAUAAUACAGGAGGCUCUGGUGGUGCUGCAGGCGAUGCUCCUGCCCCUCCAGUGAUGGAUCUUUUUGCCGGGAAUUUUGAUCUCGCUGACCAAAAUAAUGACCAAGAACCUCCAAAAGACUUUGGUGACUUUGAUAAUGCUUUCGCAAACUUCGACGAUGCUUUUGCAGGGGCAAAUGGCGACAGCACAGAUGGUGGGUCAGGGUUUCCAAGUGCUCCAAAUAGCGACCCAGCUGACGUUUUUGGUGAACGAAAAGAUCACGUUGAGCUUCUGGACAUGAACAUUGGUGAAUCUCCCGAGAAGCAUAUCGACGAUGAUGAUGACGGAUCACAUUCAUCGGCAUCGUCUGAUGAAGAAGCAGCGAAACCAGAAGAUGAUGGGCCAGCAUCAUAG